AUUAUUUGCCUUUGACGUCUCGCUGAGGAGAUGUAUUCUAUCGCCCCGUGGUCUAGGUAAGGCUGGUUAUUACAGCUGGACAGAAUGGUGAAAGUGAAAGUCACUUUUGGCGAUACUACGACCGACAUAGAGCUGCACCGAGAUCGUUCGCUCGAAGUGUUCAUGAACUCCGUUUUCGCUCACAUACAAACUCCAUUUUCUAACUCUGAGUAUGUCUUGGAGAACGUGGCCACGAAGUCCUGGCUGACCGAUCAAGAGUUGAGGAAUCCGGACUACGUCAUCCAGAGCGGCGCGGUGUUUGACCUCAGGCACAGGCCCUCAAAGAGCGUCGAGACGAUCGAGAAGUUGAGGAGUCCGGAUACGAGGAAGUUGACUUUGUACGAGUUGCAGAAAACUCAGUUGCUGGACCAUCAUUUUUGCGAGGAUUUUUUGAGGUCCGGUGGCUUAGAGGUGUUGCUGCAGUGCAUAGAGGAGUUGCAGGGGAGCGUCUUGUCGCACGCGCUGAAGUCCUUGUACUUGUUGCUGAGGAUCGGGGGCGUUUCGAGGAGUUUGGACGAGUCGUUUUUGACGAACAAUGUUUUGGUACAUUUUAACUCGAGCAACAUUGGCGUGUGUCGGAGCGCAUUUCAGGUCGCGGCGCUGCUCUCGAAGCAGGAGAACCUUGGUUUCGCGGGGAUUGACGCCUGCAUAUCCAAGAUGGAGGGCGGGCGGAGCAAGGCGCCGUACAGCAACGUGAUUGAGGCGUUGUACCCGAAGGACGUGUCGUUGCAGGUGGCCGCGCUGAGUUUUGUGAACUCGAUGUUGGCGGCUUGUCCGGAGGGGUGCGAGUUGACGCUGUUCGAGGAGAGACUGGAGGCACUGGGUAUUCGAGAAGUGCUGGGAGGGAUUUUGAAGCAGUUGCAGGACGAUCAGCUCAAGUGGCAAGUGUACAUAUACCAGUGCCUGUCGUUCCGCUACAUACUGAGCAUGCAACAGACGGCUUACGACAAGAACGUGCCGGACCAUGAGAACUUGCUAUUGAAGUAUUGGAGUUUGUGUAAUCCGAACGUCCAAUUAAAAGAUCGAGUGUCCGGACAGUGGAAGAAGUUGGGGUUUCAGGGCACAGAUCCUGCGUCCGACUUUCGUGGAAUGGGAAUAUUAGGUCUGUACAAUUUGGUCUAUUUCGCAGAGAAGUAUCCUGAGCGUCUUCAUAAGCUUUUUUCGAGGAAUAAAGAGAGAAUGGAGCGAGACUAUCCUAUAUCCGUGGCAGGGGUGAACAUGACAUUUGUGUUAUAUGAGUUGUUGGAUUUGAGUCAAGCAUCUCAGGUUUUAUUCAACAUCAAAUCUUCUGACUCCGACGAACGCCAAAAAGUCGAAUUCGUCCCCGUGAAUUGCCAACCUCAAAAACCAAAGUCAAUAAAAGUCAGUUAUGAUGAACUCUCGAGCGCCAAGAGCGAACCGUCUCUGUCUAGACGGGCGAAAAGUGCCAUGGGUGGCUCGAGUUCGUACACCCCUCGCCACCACAUCAGAAUCUCACUUCACUCCUCCGACGCUCACACGGUUCACUCCAGGCAGUCAUCCCCCAUCUCUGAGCCCGUGAAGGGAGACCACUUCCCACCUGUAAAAUGGGGUGGAAUCUCAGAUCUGCCUCUCAAUACGCUCUCGAAAAAAGCCCUCAGCGAACACAGAAUAUUCAGGAUGAUGCUGAGCGAAAGACACUCCUUCGAAGAACUUUACUGCAUCGCCAUGGAGACUCUCGACCAAAUCUGGGACGACCUGAACGCGUCUUACAUGGACUUCAACAACGUGAGAGCAACUGUUUCCAGAAAGCUACAAGAUGCUCUGAAUCUCAACCCGAUAAGUAUAGAACAGUUCAGGGAAUUUUUGUCCGACUCUUCUUUCUAACAGAUCCUUUUUUUGCUAGGCUCUUUAUACAGUGCAACUUCUGAUUGUCAUGUCAAAUGUUAUACAUAAAAGACAAUUACAUGUUUGUUGUUUAUACAUCGUCGCCUCUUAAAAAAAACCAGCCACGUUCGUGCUUAUCGUUUCGUAAGCCGAGACUCAUAAAGCAUGCCCUUGGUUGCGUCGUCAAAAAGAAGGCCGCGCGCCUGCGGUGAGCUCGAAGGACAGGCAGCAGAAGUUCUCUACAAGUCGACUUCUUAGGCGUUUUUGGCCAAGAUUUCCUGUGGACCACGCAAUCUACAGAUCCGGCGAUUGCAGCGCACUUCUUCGCCGCAGCAUCAGCGGGCUGUGGAACACAAGAAACCUGUACAGCGGCGACGUUUUCCAGCUGGCGGGCCUGUCGUCGCCGAUGAAGCGCGAGGCGGGGGACGUUUUUGCCUCCUGUUGGCGGUACAUCGGUACGCUCGGUGGUACACCGGUACACUUGGUGUGUGAUAAUAUUUGGAGUAUGCUCAGUGAUAUACCUCAGUUCCGUAUUUUGGCUCUGCUCGGUUUUGUCUGUGUCAGCAACCCCCACGAGGGGGCAACAGCGCUAACGACCGUUCCUACUGCGGCGCAAUUCUAAUGUGUUUAAACCUCAGGUACAAAUUGUCAGCGCUCGACACGUCGAGCCGCUGUUCGCCCAAUAAACCGCCGUUCGUCGUCGAGUUCUCCUCCCGCCCGAAAUGCAGCGCCAAGUCAGCACCCGUAGCAGGGCUCUAGGGUUUUCCUUCGAAGGGCUGAAGUCCGCCAACACAAAAAGAUGCCCGUUUUCACCGGUCAAAAAGUUGCCCGGUUCCAAGUAGCAGCGGAUGAACCCCAGUUUGUACAGCGCACCAGCGCUAUAAAUGACCUCGGUCAUAUAUAUGGCCCGAGAGCGUCUUGUUCAUCUAACGCCACCACUAUGUCGAGAAGCUGCUGGUCAUAUUUAUAUUUUUACACAUAUAAUAUAAUAAUCUGUACAUAUCACGUCCACACAGCCA
Messenger RNA from Schistocerca gregaria, 2903 nucleotides. Its product is annotated as ELMO domain-containing protein A-like. NCBI's taxonomy places the organism in Eukaryota, Metazoa, Arthropoda, Insecta, Orthoptera, Acrididae. The transcript has 3 exons. The record is from RefSeq and is a predicted model, not a curated record. Bases 85 to 1884 code for a protein of 599 amino acids.